AUGUCGAAUGCUCCGGUUUUUUUCGAGGAGAGAUCUUAUUGCACUUAUAUUCGUCAGCCACUUCUUCACAGCCAUUGUCGCUCUAUCCUGUCGUGGUUCUUCUACAUGGCUUGGUUUGAAUGGGAUUACUUGUCUCCAAUCAAUCUCAUUGAAACAUACCGUCACUUAGUUGUACUUGGAACUGGCCUUGCAUUUGGAUUUGUAGUGGGAAGAAUGAUCCUUGCUCACUUGUGCGAUGAGCCGAAAGGACUGAAAACAAUCAUGUGCUUGUUUCUAGUCUAUCUUCCCUUUGCACUUGCAAACGCUUUAACCGCAAGAUUGAAUGCUGGGAGAAGCACUUAUAAAAAGUAUAAGUUCGGCUUCGACAUUGACGAAAGGAAGGCAAACACCAUUCAGAAACAACUUUUAACAUUGGAAUAA
Molecule: messenger RNA, 420 nt
Organism: Eruca vesicaria subsp. sativa (arugula)
Lineage: Eukaryota; Viridiplantae; Streptophyta; Magnoliopsida; Brassicales; Brassicaceae
Source: the annotation of a GenBank genome assembly